This is a messenger RNA of Mytilus californianus (California mussel), 1238 nucleotides long. RefSeq lists its product as uncharacterized. The record is from RefSeq and is a predicted model, not a curated record. Bases 42 to 956 code for a protein of 304 amino acids. NCBI's taxonomy places the organism in Eukaryota, Metazoa, Mollusca, Bivalvia, Mytilida, Mytilidae. The transcript has 7 exons.
CACUCGUUUGUGACUAAAAAGCAUUAAAUAUAUUUGACAGGAUGUAUUGUAAAGCAUCGUAUACCAUGUAUUCCUGUACAGUCAUCUUCUUCCUCAUGUUUACCAUUAAUGAGGCAUCAGUAAGAUGGGAAAUAAAGUCAAAACCAUUAGUAAUAGGAAUGGAAGCAAGACUUUCGUGUAAUGGUAACAAUUGUCCUCAAAACACCAAAACAUGGCUAGGAGGAAAAAACUACGAUCUUCUCUGCUUUGAUGAUCAGUCAAAGAAUCCCUCAAAAUAUGAAAUGACAUCAAAUGGUACAACUUUUGAUUUGACGAUAAAAGACUUUAAUUUGACCGAUCUUAAUUGUGAAUAUACCUGCACCUGUGGAUUCCAACAAUACACCAAUAUGUUAACAGUCGAAGAACUUAUAUAUCCACCUAGAUUACGUGUAAACACUUUAACGAGGAUUGGCAGAAAAAUCUCAAUAGAUGUUUUGAUUGCAGUUUCUCCCUUACCAAAUUGCACAGUCCUUUUUGAGGAAAACGCUUUGUCAGCAAAUAUCUCCGUGAAAGAAGUACAAGAUGAAGGUGGUUUAACACUUUUUGGAGUAGCCAUACAACACCUUGUUUCACCAAUAGGGAGUAUCUGUAAAGGAAAUCUAACUUUGAAUUGCAAAGUUGGACCAAACGCAUAUCCACUUUAUCUUCAGAAAAUAGACAUAUGCACAGAUGAAGACAAACCAAACUUUAAACUGUAUGCCAUUAUAGGUUCAAUAUCAGGAAUGGUUUCAGUGAUUGCUAUCGUUUCUAUUUUGUUUUUCUUAAAAUUCAGAAAUGGGAAAGACAAGGACAUAAGCCUCGAUAUUGAUUGCGAAAAUGAUAAAACUCCUGGUCGGAGGCAGCUUAGUACAGUCCGGCUGAUAAAUAGCAAAGAUCCCACGGGGGCCACUGAUGAAGGGACACCGUGUAAUAAAUAGGUCCCGAAACUGGGUUUGGUCCAUUAUAUUAUCUAAACAGUAAAUUAAAUUCACUUAUAAAUCAAAUAAUGAGACAAUAAUCGAAAAUUUUGAUCAGAAGAAAGGGACCUAUUUAUUAUUGACGGUUAGUUCUCAGAAUAACACAUAUUAAUUGUUAUUUCUUAAUAAAACAAAAUAUAUCGAGGAUUGAAACAGAUGAUACCUUAUCAAUAACAAUAGUAUCAAGAUUAACAAGACCAUAUAUUGUUUACAAAUUUAUAAAAGAUAAAUGCUUCUUUUUCA